Molecule: messenger RNA, 5394 nt
Organism: Peromyscus californicus insignis
Lineage: Eukaryota; Metazoa; Chordata; Mammalia; Rodentia; Cricetidae
Product: stearoyl-CoA desaturase 2-like
Exons: 8
Coding region: 943-1989 (348 amino acids)
Biological process (GO): response to fatty acid; unsaturated fatty acid biosynthetic process
Cellular component (GO): endoplasmic reticulum membrane
Molecular function (GO): stearoyl-CoA 9-desaturase activity; iron ion binding; palmitoyl-CoA 9-desaturase activity
Source: RefSeq, a predicted model, not a curated record
CGCGGAGCGGCCACCCCAGGAUGGAGGCUAGGCAGAGGUGCCCGGGGAUGCUGCUUCUCCCGGGCUGUGGGAGAGAAACGCGGAGCAGUGGGCUCCGGACCGCAAGCCGUCAUGAGGCGUAGGGCAUCAGGGUUGGGCUUCAGGAGCUUGGGCACCAGCCUCGCAUUUCUGAACUCCUCCCUCUACCAUAAAACUGGCCGGUGUGACUGACCGUGGCCAAGCUGUUUGAUAACUCCACUUGACACUUUAAAACGGAAGUAUGGAUUAGCCACCUCAGAGGCUUCAACCAAAUGAAUCUCACAGAGAUCAUUCAAUAUCUGCUCUCUAUUCUUAAGCCUUAGCCUGCCUACUCCUUCAGCCUGCUGCUGGGUAUAAACGCCUGUCUGUGCUUCCUGUUUCUUUUACACAAACACUUCAGAAUUUACAGAGGGCACCAGGAAUCUCUCAAAAGUCCCAGUAUGAGCCGGGCGUGGUGGCGCAUGCCUUUAAUUCCAACACUCAGGAAGCAGGGGCAGGUGGAUCUCUGAGUUCGAGGCCAGCCUGUUCUGCAGAGCGAGUUCCAGGACAGCCAGGGCUACACAGAGGAACCCUGUCUCGAAAAAGCAAACAAACAAACAAACAGUUCCAGUAUGUUCUGAGGGCACAGACAUAGGAGAGGCCCAGUGGCCAGUGGAAGGAGACAAGGAGGAGAAUAAAAAGGCAAGGAGAGAAGAGAGGACAGAAGACGGAGCUGAGCCCGUGACAAUGGUUGAUAAGCUCUGGGCAACAGCCCACACAGUGAGGCAGAGCCUGGACAGCCACUGUAUAUAUACGAUGGAACGCAGUUCCAAGUUCAGCACCUGACUUGCUACACAGCCCCACACUCGGAAGCAGAAAUCCAGCUUCAGUCCUGGAAGUGCUCAAUUCUAGCCUGUGGUCUCAGCUCUGAUCUCCAGCUCCUACAUGACCACCACGACCACCACCACCAUCACAAAGCCUCUUUCUGGGGGGCUAGAGAAUGAGGGGGAGAAAUUAGAAAAGAUUUUCCAACAAUGGGGAGAAGACAUCCGUCCUGAAAUGAAAGAAGACAUACAUGACCCCAGCUACCAGGAUGAGGAGGGGCCCCCGCCCAAGCUGGAAUACGUCUGGAGAAACAUCAUCCUCAUGGCCCUGCUGCACUUGGGGGCACUGUAUGGGAUCACACUGGUUCCCUCCUGCAAGUUCUACACCUGGAUCUUCGUGUAUGUGUCAUAUCUAGUUACUGGCCUGAGCAUCACAGCCGGGGCUCAUCGCCUGUGGAGCCACCGAACCUAUAAAGCACGGCUGCCCCUGAGGCUCUUCCUCAUCAUUGCCAACACCAUGGCUUUCCAGAAUGAUGUGUAUGAAUGGGCCCGAGAUCACCGCGCCCACCACAAGUUCUCAGAAACAUACGCCGACCCUCACGAUUCCCGGCGUGGCUUUUUCUUCUCUCACGUGGGCUGGCUGCUUGUGCGCAAACACCCGGCUGUCAAAGAGAAGGGUGGAAAACUGGACAUGUCUGACCUCAAAGCUGAGAAGCUGGUCAUGUUCCAGAAGAGGUACUACAAGCCCGGCCUCCUGCUCAUGUGCUUCAUCCUGCCCACACUGGUGCCCUGGUAUUUCUGGGGAGAGACUUUUCAACACAGCUUUUAUGUUGCCGCUUUACUGAGAUAUGCCUUGGUGCUCAAUGCCACCUGGCUGGUGAACAGUGCUGCCCACCUUUAUGGAUAUCGCCCUUAUGACAAGAACAUUGGAGCCAGAGAGAAUAUGCUAACUUCAAUGGGAGCUCUGGGCGAGGGCUUCCACAACUACCACCACACCUUCCCCUACGACUACUCUGCCAGUGAGUACCGCUGGCACAUCAACUUCACCACAUUCUUCAUCGACUGCAUGGCUGCCCUGGGCCUGGCUUAUGACCGGAAGAGAGUGUCCAAGACUGCUGUCUUGGCCAGGAUCAAAAGAACUGGAGAUGGGAGCAGCAAGAGUAGUUGAGUUCCUGUUCCAAAUGUCAUCUGGGCAGAAGUUUAAUGUUCUGCUGAUGACUAUAGAGAAUGCUACAAGGAUGCUAAAGAUGACCUUAACCCACCGGGCAGUGGUGGCGCACGCCUGUAAUCCCAGCACUUAGGAGGCAGAGGCAGGCGGAUCUCUGAGUUCAAGGCUAGCCUGGUCUACAGAGUGAGUUGCAAGAUAGCCAGAGCUGUUACAAAACAACAAAAAACAACAAAAAAACACAACAACAACAAAAAGAUGACCUUUACCUACUCCUGUACAGCACUUUUUUUUUCCCCCUGAGAGAGGGUUUCUCUGGGUAGCCCUGGCUAUCUGGAACACACUCUGUAGAACAGACUGGCCUUGAACUCAGAGAUCACCUGCCUCUGCCUCCCAAGUGCUGGGACUAAAGGUGUGCAGCACACCACCACAGCCCUGCCGUGUACAGCACUCUUAUAAAAUGCUCAGGUAUCAAAAGGCAAUACCCCUCCUUUAUGCUGCUGAGCUGAUACACUUACCUUUUCACCCUGUCCUUUCUCUGUAUCUCCCUCAUCUCUUACACCAGUGGUGUUACUCAGCAGUUCUUUCUUGUCUAGCAUCCUUUGCAUAGUCCAGUAGUCAAGUCUGCCUCAGAAAGCUUUCACUGAAGCGCCCUGUACUUCAGGGUGGGUGGCUUCAUCUGGAGAUGCAAUGAAGUCUGAGUAGGACAUCUUAAUUGUCAUGAGUCUAUGGUCUGCUAGAUGAGAGAGGACAAGAACUUUACUUGUCAGAGUGUGCAAAGCACGCAAAUUGUAAUGGGAAAGGGUUACCAUGCCAGGUAUGAUUCUUCAGCAGGAUUGGUGUUAUGUGAAAUGAGUUAUAAGGAAGUCUUUCUGUGAUCAGACUCAGCUGCUUUUCAAGCAGCGAUGGAACACCCCUCCCAACACACACACAGCACCCUUCCUUUCUGUCCUGAGCCCCAGAGCUUGGCAAUGUCAAAACACAGCCGUAAAUCCAACAUCUAAAUAUUAUUUAGAGUAAAGAUCUAAAACAAGCAUUUAUGUAGUAAGUGGUCUCAGCUGGGAAUGGAGUUGGCUUUUCUGUUAUAACAGGAUCUCUUGUUUCAUAGAACAAGAGGUAUUCAGGUAGGCUGUGUCCAGAAUGGGUGAGUAAGACAAUUCUUAGAGUUUUGAGCAGUCCAUGAGAUGCUGCUCACCCAACUUUCUUCAUUACUCUGCUCUGUCAUCUUUAGGAUGCUAGACUGCCUCUAAAGGUUGUAAGAUGGCUGUGGAUUUAUAAACUCCCUAAGCAAGAAAGGAGCAGGAAGAGCAUUGGGCUGACCAGGACGAGUGGUGACCGAAUUAUCUGAUUGUGAUUCUGAGUUUCUAUCUUUGAAAGACAUUCAUAAGGAGACACGGAGUAGACAGCAGAGGGAAUAUCUGGUCACCUGUUCCUCCCAUUCCAAGGCAGUGAUGGAGAGGUUGAGGGACAGUGUUGGUAGUUUCUCAGAAGUAACUUCCUGGAAGAAGGUUCUACAAGAUACCCAGGGGAUUGUCAGCUUCCUGAGUAGGGACUCUGUUCAACUGAAACAGUUUCAACGCCAGGUCCCUUUAUUAAUCCAAAUUGCUCUUGGAUUGAUCAAAUCUAGGCCUCUGCCUGCAUUGCUAUGCCUCUUCCCCCAUAGUCCUUGCUCUGAACCAUCCCGCCCUGCAGGACUGUCUUGGGGCAGGGUAGGAACCUCUGACUCAGUCACUAUGCCUUCUUGGCUCUACCUUUCUCUCUUCUCCUGCUGCUCUGUUCUCUUCCUGGACUUGUCUCCUCUCCCCAGACAGGAAGCCUCUGGUGUGUACUCAGGACAGCCAGGGUCUGCAUCCCAGCAGCUCCCCUCCUAUAGACACAACGCCAAGGAGCUGUUCCUUGUCUUCAGCAGACAGAGCUGGUUGUCACGUUCCUAGGCCUCCAGACCCUCUCCACGUCCACCUUUGGGGCUUCUAGCACCUUGAUGACCCCAGACAAACUCUUUUCUGCAAAACUGUUCUAGAGAUAUUGCUGGGGGGGGGGGGGGGGUUGGGGAUUUAGCUCAGUGGUAGAGUGCUUGCCUAGCAAGCUCAAGGCCAUGGGUUUGGUCUUCAGCUCUGAAAAGAGAGAGAGAGAGAGAGAGAGAGAGAGAGAGAGAGAGAGAGAGAGAGAGAGAGAGAUUGCUGGCCCAGACAAUUUCUCUCUCAUAAGUCUUGACCAAUCCAAAUGCUGCUGAUGUAGCUCUGAGCCAGCCCUGGAGCAGGCACCUGAAAGGUAGCAAGGACAACCUUGGCUUUGGUAUGGCAUUCUGUUCUCUGCACACCCUUCUCCCUACCUUGGAUGUUCUUUCUUCUUGAAAGACUUGUAGGAUCACAGGGUUGAGGCUAGCCUCAACUACAUUAUGAGACCCUGCAUCAAAAAGAAAACAGAAGGAAGGGUAAGCCAUAGGACGGAAGAAAACAUGUGCAAACCAUGUAUCUCAUAGGGGAUGAGGCCUCAGAGUACAAAAGGAACUCUUAGGCCUCAGCAAUAAAAAGACAAAUAGCUUAGUUCUAAACUAGCAAAAGUGUCGGACCUCACAUUUCCGCAAAGCAGAAACAGAGACAGUCAAUAAUUACACGAAAAGGAGUUCUUUAUCAGUAACCACCCGGGUAGUACAAAUCGGGAGCCCAAUGAGUUAGCACGCCACAUCCACUAGAAUGGCUGUAACUAUAAUACUCUUAAAAAAAUAGCAAAAAACAGAUGUUGCUGAGGAUAUGGAAAAAUUGGAACCCGUUGAUGAGGGGCAUCUAAGAUGGCAUAGCUGCUUUGGGAAACACAGUGGCCAUUCCUCAGAAAGUUAAAAUGUAAGGUACUGUGUGGCCCAGUAAUUCUACUCUUUGGUAUACCCAAGUGAAUGAAAACAUACGUCCACAAAAACCCAUAUACGUAAAUGUCCACUGCUGCACUAUGGAAUAGCCCAGCACAAAAACAACACAAAUAUCCAUCCAAAACUGAAUAAACAAUGUAAUACAUUCAUAUGCUGGUGUUUUAUUCAGCCAUAGAAAAGAAUGAAGUCUUGAUAUAUGACAUGAAGUGGAUGGACUGGACAAACACCAUUCUGAGGCCAAAAAAAAAAACCCACAAAAGUCAGUAUAUUAUAUAAUUCCUUUUAUAUGAAAUGUCCUGAAUACACAAAUGAAGAGUCAGUUACCAGACUGAAAGUUGCCAUGGGCGAUAGAACAACAAAAGGAAGUGACUGUUAAUAGGCAUUGUUUUAUGGGGACUGAUGAAACCGUAAAAAGUUAAAUCACUGUACUGGUUACCCAGCUUAAUCACAAAGCCUGCAUGAGGAAAAAAUGUCCUGGACUUUUAUUGUUGUUACUGUAACUUGUAGUUGAAACUCAAACCCAAAUAAAUGAAUGAAGUGUU